Haemonchus placei is the source of this 558-nucleotide messenger RNA. NCBI's taxonomy places the organism in Eukaryota, Metazoa, Nematoda, Chromadorea, Rhabditida, Trichostrongylidae. The record is from the annotation of a GenBank genome assembly.
ACCCGUUCUGUUCUUCAUCCCGAGCCGAUCUCUUGUGAGCCUUUUGAUCACGCUUUCGCUCAUCCGCACGAUCUUCUCUCAUUGUUGGAGGUAACGCAGGCCCGAUUUCUUCAUCAUCAAGACCCCGAUCCUUCCGCCUGUCCAGAUCUCCGGUUCCUCUUUCCUCGAAGGUGUUGGAUCACGUUUUGUUCGUGUUUCUUUCUUCUCUUCCUCUCGUUUCUCUUUGGGUUCCUUAAACUCUUUCUUCUCCUCUUUUACCUCUUUAACGGGGGGAUUGGCCGCAACAUCCUUUCGUUCCUUUGGCCCGCCAUUGGCAGGUAGUUUCUCGACAGACUGAGCACGAACCUACAACCGAAAUGCUUGAUAGAUAACAGUGUUGUCUUUAAUGAAAAACGGAUAAAAAAUCAGCAAAGUUUCGAAUUGAAAUCUGCGCACCUUUUUGUGAGGGGGACUGGGUGGCACUUCACCCUCUUCACGUUCAGCUGUUUCUUUUUUCAUCUCCUUCACCACAAUAGGUUCCUCCUUCUUUUCUUUUUCUUUCUUUUCCACUUUUGGUAG